GCCGGACGGAUAGACGUGACGCCAUUUUAUGUCGGUUGCCGACCAACGAUUCUUUCACGUUGCCUCUUUGAUCCUAUUUCGUCGACACUCGUCAGUCGUUCAAUCAAUCAUUAAUACGCCAACCAUCCACAAUCGCCAUUCAAGUAGCGUGUCAAUUAUCACAGACACGGUCGUCGGUGAUGCACUGCUCUUGCUGCUGCUGAACCGCUGCUGUUCGUCGUCCUCAGCCGCCGCCUAUUCUGGUUUUUGUCCGGCGAUUUAGAGUUAAAUCGAUUCAUCCCAAUGGCCGCCAAUAAUUAUUUUGGGUUUACACAUGGCGGUACCCAAUACGCUACUGCAACUGGUUAUCAGCCCCCGCCUCAAGCUGGAUAUGCUGUACCACCGGCCACUUAUACAACACCACGAGCUGCUGCAACCGCAUAUGAUGUAGCUUCCUAUCAAACAGCUGCAGCAACACAGUCUGCUUAUGCAAAAGCAGCUUACAAUAGUGCAGCAUAUGACACUAGACAAAAUGCUUAUGCACAACAAGCAUACCCCACUCAGCCACAAUAUGCCCCAUAUCAAGCAGUUACUACGUAUACAACAGGAGUUGUUCCAAAGAAACAAUGUCAAGCUAAUGCAGCUGCAUAUGCUACUAGUUCAGCCAUGCAACAAAAAGUCACUUAUCCAAUCCAGUCUGCAGCAGUUACUCCUAAUCAGACUACAAAUAAAGCACCAACUGUACCAGGAUAUGAAGCUGUUUAUUCUAAUACAAAUUUUCCUACACAAAAUCAAAAUCAAAUACGACCUAAUAAUGCACAAAAAAGGCAGAAUUGGUUUAAAAAAAGUACUACUGGUUUUUCUGGAGGUGCUAAAGGUGGUAAUAGGGUAGGUUUCGCAAAUCGAUCUCAAGAAAUUCAUUAUUGUGAAGUCUGUCGUAUUAGCUGUGCUGGAACUCAAACAUAUAAAGAACAUCUUGAUGGACAAAAACAUAAAAAACGUGAAGCGAAUUCGAAGUUAUCCACUGUAAAUGUCAACAAACCUUCAAAUAAUCCGGCCACUAAAGUGUUCCAUUGUGAUCUCUGCGAUAUUUCUUGUACAGGUGCUGAUUCAUAUGCAGCACAUUUAAGGGGUUCUAAACAUCAGAAAGUUUAUAACUUGCAUACUAAACUUGGUAAACCAAUUCCACCUCCUAAUACUGAAACUGUGGCUGUUUCAAAAACUGCUACACCCAAAGUUAAUUUUAUAGCAGCUGGAAAAUUGGGAACAGUUAUUUCAAAAAUAGAAGCUAAUGUUUCCCCUGUUGUUACCGUUAAAACUGAAACUAAAAGUCUACCUCCUGUAGUAACUCCUAUUAUAACUGGUGAAACUGAUGUUCUACUUGUUGGAAUGGAAUACAUCGAAGAAAUAAAAGAUGAAACAGGUAAAAUGGUGAGUUUCAACUGUAAAUUAUGUGAAUGCAAAUUUAAUGAUCCCAAUGCUAAAGAAAUGCAUAUGAAGGGUCGAAGACAUAGACUUUCUUACAAAAAAAAAGUGGAUCCUAGUUUAGUAGUUGAAUUAAAACCAAGUUGGUUUGAAGCUCGUAGAAUGCAAAAAGACAAACAGCAUGAUGGCCCUAGAGUAAGAGAAGACAGGUCUAACUUUUGGGCUGAUCGUUUUAUGGAUAUGGAAGAUAGAUUUUCAUGGGAAGAUCGAAGACGCUAUCAAGAAGAAGUUGAGUAUUAUGAUUGGUAUAGAUCUGUAGGACCGAGAAAUAUGAGUAUGGGCCCACCACCACUUUUUGGUCCUCCAGCAAUGAUUGGUGCCCGACCACCUCCUCCUCAUAUGAUGAAGUUUGGAAUUGGAAUGAGACCUCAAAUACAUAAUUCAAUGCGCCGUUAUGAUACUGUUGAUGAUAAACAUAUUAUGGCUAAGCACUCUAGUCUUUUCCCUAAGCAAAAUGCUUUAAAAACUUUACAAAAAGCCAUUUCUGACACAGAAAAAGCACUGAAACUUGCUACUGAAGAUUUAGUGAAAACUGAAGUAGUUGUCCCUGAACCAGAACCAGAACCAGAAGCAGAAGUUGCAGAAAGUACUGAUGUAAAAAAAGAACAAACAAAAAAGACAACAAUAGCUAAAGAAGAUGGUCGCGAUGGCUCGAUGUUUACUUUUACUACUGAAAAAGAUGAUACUAAAAUAACAAAGACAAUGACUGGUUCUAUGCGUGUCGGAGCAUUGUCUAAAGGAUUGUUAUUAGUUCAUGAUAAUGAAGUAGACUUGGUAAUCAUAUGUACAGUACCACCAACUGUAUCAUUAUUAAACUCUGUGUUUGCUAUUUUACCAGAAAAAUUGAAGAUAGUUGCUAAAGAUGAUACAUAUACUGUAAAUAAACACGAAGCAGAUGCAAAACUAACAGUUGAGACCAUUUCAGAAGAAGAAAAAUAUGUUGUAAAUGUCAUUCUAACAUCACCUUCCAUAAGAGAGGCUAUUUUGAGUGCAGCUGAAGGAGAAAGCCAACAGACGGAACCAGUGGCCAUUGUGCCUGGCGAACACGUUUUGGACAAGACAAAAUGUUUGGAAGCAUUGGCUGCCAUCAGGCAUGCCAAAUGGUUUCAGGCUAGAUUGGGUGUAAUUCCUAAUGGACCUUUGAUCAUUCGUAUUUUAAAAGACUUCAUUAUGCGAGAACCUAAAUGGCAUCCUUUUACUUCAUGGAUGUUGGAACUGUUUGUUGAACGUGUUUUAACUAGUGCCUUUCCUCCCAAUUCACUCAAUGCUGCUGCUGGUUUGAGCCCGGCUGAAUCAUUGAGGCGUUUCUUAGAAUCAAUUGCAAGUGGUGCCUUAUUGCCAGGGGCUACUGGUAUUCAUUUAGUUGAUCCAUGUGAGAAAGAUCCUGUUGAUGCUUUGGCACCACUUACUGUGCAACAACGAGAGGACAUAACACAGUCGGCUCAGAAUGCGUUGCGAUUGUUAACCUUCAGACAAGUGAAUAAAGUACUUGGAAUGGAAAUGCUUCCUGUAAAACAACAACGGUUUACUCGCAAGCGACGUCGUGAAGGUUCAACUAGUGAAGGGAAUGAAACAGAAGAUGUUGGUGAAAAUAAGAAGAAAGACAAAAAAGAAGAUGAUAGUAUAAUUCAAAGCCAGACAAAUGAUCCUAUUGAUACUGCUGAUGAAAUUACAAAUGGUAUAGUGGCUAAUAUGGAAACUGAGAAGAUUGAUACUAAAUAGUGUGUAAAAGUGAACUAGUCUUGUACAUUAAUUAACUAUUCUUUUUUAUGUUUAAGAAAUUAAAUUUUACAUUAUGACCCAAAUUAUAUUGUAAUAUUACCUUUA
This is a messenger RNA of Aphis gossypii (cotton aphid), 3291 nucleotides long. RefSeq names its product zinc finger RNA-binding protein (gene Zn72D). Gene Ontology annotation, cellular component: precatalytic spliceosome. Gene Ontology annotation, molecular function: double-stranded RNA binding; zinc ion binding; single-stranded RNA binding. NCBI's taxonomy places the organism in Eukaryota, Metazoa, Arthropoda, Insecta, Hemiptera, Aphididae. The coding region runs from base 283 to 3186 and encodes 967 amino acids. The record is from RefSeq and is a predicted model, not a curated record. The transcript has 19 exons.